Cryptococcus wingfieldii CBS 7118 is the source of this 3753-nucleotide messenger RNA. RefSeq names its product CMGC/RCK protein kinase. NCBI's taxonomy places the organism in Eukaryota, Fungi, Basidiomycota, Tremellomycetes, Tremellales, Cryptococcaceae. The coding region runs from base 1 to 3753 and encodes 1250 amino acids. Gene Ontology annotation, cellular component: cytoplasm; nucleus. Gene Ontology annotation, biological process: protein phosphorylation; intracellular signal transduction. Gene Ontology annotation, molecular function: protein serine/threonine kinase activity; ATP binding. The record is from RefSeq and is a predicted model, not a curated record. The transcript is spliced from 8 exons.
AUGUCCGACUUUGACAUUUACCGCGAACCAUCACACUCUCACGCUCUGUACCGCGAAGGCAGCAAUCAGACUACCACCAGCUCGUACCACCUGCCCACGCCCGAUAGCAUGGCUUCGUUUCAGCACCAACAGCAGGCCGCCCUCCAGCGCCUCCAGCAACAGCAGCAAGCGCAGACCCAGGCUCAGCAGGCGCAGGUGCAGAUGUAUCAGCAGCCGGUGUAUGGGAAUGGCGGGAAUGGGGCUUUUAAUAGACGGCGGCAAGAGUCGGAGGACGUUGAAGGGGAUGGACGGGUCGGUGUGGAAGAUCCACGCCAAGACCGACAAUAUACAGAACUCAAAUGCCUCGGAGACGGUUCAUUCGGCACAGUCUGGCUAUGCGACUGGCACUCUGGAGUCACGCCCGACGUCACGCUAUCAGCCAUGCAGUGCGGAGCUGGAGCGAGGCCGGAAUGGUCGGGGAAGAGGCUGGUAGCGUUGAAGCGUAUGAAGCGGGUAUGGGAGAAUGGAUGGACCCAGGCGAAAACCCUCGGAGAGCUCGCCUCACUACGGAACAUUCCCCCGCACCCGGCCAUCAUCCCGUUAUACGACGCAUUCAUCUCCCCCAAAUCACGCGAACUCUAUUUUGUGUUUGAGUGUAUGGAAGGAAACCUCUACCAACUCACCAAAUCACGGCGAGGUCGGCCCCUAGCCGCAGGCCUCGUAGCCUCGUGCUUUCAUCAAAUCUCCUCGGGCCUGCACCAUAUCCACCGCCACGGCUAUUUCCAUCGAGAUAUGAAGCCUGAAAACUUGCUCGUCACUACCACCGGCCUCGCCGACUAUCUCACUGCGGAUACGCUUGCUGCCAUUAAUGAGAGACGGGGCGGAGAGCUCAAGUAUGAGAAGGACGUAUCUGUUAUCGUCAAACUCGCCGAUUUCGGUCUCGCCCGCGCAGUCGACUCGAAACCGCCCUACACCGAAUACGUCUCCACCAGAUGGUACCGCGCGCCCGAAGUCCUCCUCCGGUCCUCAAACUACGGAGCACCAGUGGACAUGUGGGCGCUGGGCACGAUAUUGGCGGAAAUGUUGAAUCUGAAGCCGCUCUUCCCGGGGGUGAGCGAGAUUGAUCAGGUGUAUAGGAUAUGUGAUACGUUGGGAGACCCGAGUGGGGAGUAUGGGGUGGAUGAGCGGGGGAUUGGGGUUGGUGGAGGACCGUGGAAUUCGGGGAUCAAGUUGGCCAAGAAUGUUGGGUUUUCCUUCCCCAAGCGUAAGCCAAUGCGAUUCAGGAGCCUGUUCAGUGAACAUGUCCCACAAUCACUGGUCGAUUGCAUAGCAGAGCUGCUACGGUAUAAUCCCCGCUACCGCCUCACCUCUGCCCAAUGUAUCGACCACCCAUACUUUCACGAAACGCUUCCCCACCUCCAACAAACGCCGCCUCUACCCCACAUCCCCUUCUCCUCAGGCCAACCUCUCCCCCAUGCUAUCCCCAAACCAAAUCUCGGCGCCGCGCCCAUACAGCCCGAACCGCCGAGACAACUACCCCCAUCACAUGCGCAUACGCCCCACACCGACCUCCCCCGCCCGGCAUUCGCCAACGACGACCUCCGUACCCUCCCUCCACCCCUCUCUACCCCCGACUCGACCGUCUCUUCUGCGCACAUGCACCAGCACCGCAUGUUCUUCCCGCAGCACGUGCACGGCUCGUCGCCGCAUGCGAGCAGCUCGGCGCUGGUCAACCAGCUGAGAGAGCUCGAUUUGCCGACGGAUGACUUGGCGAGUUAUGGGCAUAGGCCGGCGCUGUCGCCGGCGAGUGUUGCGAGGGAGAAGGAGAAGGCCAGGGCGGGGAGUCAGGCGCAGGCGCAUGCGGCGCAUCUCCACCAUUACGUCGGUGAUCUUAAUAUCAACGGAGGGCAAGGCGGAACGGGGACAGCGCCGAGCAGCUCGUCUCGCCGGCAGAGCACGAUGUAUGAUGGGUCGGUGUUUGAGGGGAGUGUGGAUGCGGGGGGGAGGAGUACGCAAGCGCAAGCUCAGGCUCAGGCUCAGGCUCAGGCUCAAGCUCAAGCCCAAGCCCAGGCGCAAGCGCAAGCUCAACAGCAGAGUUACGGGAGGUCAAGUGCCAAUGUCGCUGCCUACCUCCAACAACAGCAACGCUACGCUGCCGAACACGGCGCCCAUCUCCAAAAUCCUUCCCAAGUCUCCCUCAACUCCCUCACCUCCCCUUCCAACCCUACGAUAGGCGGUGCUAGGCCGGAAAAGCUUGGGGUGACGGGUAAGAAGAAGAAGUGGGGGCUCAGCUCGGUGUUUGGGGGUGAUAAGAGCUCGGCGAAUCUGUCGACUGUGGAUGAGCAUGAUUAUAGUGGGACGUCGUCGCUCAAGAGGACGCAGAGCGGGCAUAGGCCCGGAGAGAGGAGUGAAGUGCACCUUGCUCCUGCUGCGGCUUCUUCCAUGGCACUGGGAUCCAGUCCGUUGGCUAUGCAGUCGACUGCAUCUGUCAUCAACCCAGACGACCCAAAGAAGGCAAAGAAGGAAGCCGACCGUCAAGCAAAGGAGCUCGCACGCGCCCAGCGCGAUGCUGCCGCUCUCAAGCAAAAAGAGCGAGCUCGGGCGGUCAUGCAAAAGCGAAACCAGCUCAUCGAAGCGAGGACGCAGACAAAAACGAAGGGGGAGAUUGAGUUCUCGUCCGGGACGUUGGGAUUGGAAGCGCCGUAUACGGGCUCGACGGCCAACUUGGAGUCGACAGCAAACUUGGGAUCGACGGCGAACCUUUCGCAGAUGAAUGUGCCGUUGGGGAGUAUGCGCAAUUACGCAGGGUCGCAUGCGUCCAACUCUCUUGCUAGUGUGCAUUCGCACGAUAGUGGACAUUCCGGGAGGAGCGGAAGGAGUGGGCUGAGCGCAAGGGCGUUGAAAGAGUAUGAAGAGAGGAUGGCUAGUGGGGAUGAUGAGGCGAGGCACAAGGCGAGAAGAAGGGAUGAUGAUGAUGAUCAUUCGAUGAGCAGUUUCGGGAUGGGACUGGGAGCGGGGUCACUGAGAAGCAGAAGUGUUUUGACUGUCGGUACUGUGGACAGCGAUCCUGGACCGAGAAGAUCAAGAUCACGCUCAGGAUGGGAAGACCCUCUCAUCCGACAUAGUUCCCGAGCUCCCUCGGCCUCUUCCACCUCUCUUCCCCCGUUCCAAUCACCCACAAACCGCAGCCACCCGCUCACAUCCCGCUCCAACGUCUCGGUCGAGUCUCAGCUUGCAAACGACUUUAAAGCACGCGCCAAUAUGGGUGCUGCGGCGUCUUCAACUUCAAGUCUGGGUAGGCUGGCACACUCGCACAGUCAUAGCUACCUCGCCCAAGUACCAGUCCACGGUUCCAGCCAAGCAUCUCUUCAUGGACCGAGUGCUUCUCAACGAUCUCUGCCUCUGCAAGGCCACGGGUAUGGGCUGGAAGUACCUGGCGGAUACCCCGCGACAGUCUUGGAGCAAGGCCACGAGAGCGCACCUACGAGUGCUUACGGUCAUCCCAAGGGUGCCGCCGUCUCGCUCGGAGCGGGUAUCGCGAGACACCCAGGAAGCUCGGGCCUUGGGCGUCCGCCGAUGUCUGGUGGUGGUACGGCUUUGCCGAGUAUCAGUAGUUGGGGAGAGGUGGAGGGGGAGGGGAGUGAACCGGGGGAUGGACAGAUUAAUCCCAUGUUCCGAGUUCCUCCUGUUGCGUAUGAGCAGCCGAAUCAGCAAACGCUACCGCCGUUUUCUGAUAUCGCUAGCUAUGCCAGCGGGCACCAACAACCGCGUUAG